AUGUCGACCGAGCGUUCGCUGCCUACUCUGCCGGCCCCAGUUUCUCCCGGGCUCAACUAUUCUCCAUCUAUGAAACAUGAUCCAAACUUGAAACCCAAUCCCCAUCCCUAUGCUGUCAAGACGACUACCACCGCACUGCUUACCCGAUCCAACUCUACCGGAUACAACGUGAAUGCUGCACAUCAUUUUUACGUACCGCUGUCUCCCAAAGCCAACUACAGUCCAGAGGGCAGGAAAGGCCACAGGGCGUCAAAGUCCGUGAAUGUUGUCACUGAGUCUCCCAGUCGUUCUCUGCGUCCACUUCCCAUACCCCCAUCGCUUACCAACCAUGACACUCCAACAACUGAAGAACACGGCAGUGCUAGUCCGCCAGAACAUCGUAAGAAACGCGCGGAGACGCUGCCAACAUACCCCGUCGAUGAAGAGCAGCAAAGCUCUGUGCCUAUGGAAGACUUCCCCUCCAAUCCGAAAGUUUGGACACCUUCCCAGCUAUCCACCUAUCUCGUCAUGGCGCUCCGAGUGACAUCACGGGGGAAACCAGGCGAGUCUGAACCUGUGGUCCUUCCCCUUCGAGUCGCCAAAGAUAUCGCCGCCUUUGCCAAGGCAAAGAUGAUCAGCGGGCGCACGUUCCUAAGGCUUGCAGAGGCCGACUUGGAGGAAAUGGGUAUGAACAAGAAGUGGCGCGAAGCCAUUCUAUCAGCAUCCCAUGAUCUCCGCCAGAACGUCCUGAAGGGCCGCAUCUGGGGACCCGAGGCGUCUCCGAACUCAUCUCCUGACACGGCAUUCUUCUCGCGACCGUCAUACAACUCCUCGGGGAGCUCACUUGAGCUAUCUGCGGAUGAGGGUGAGAAUGGAGACGGUGCAUCUCGCUUGCGACGUUCCCGGAGCGGAAGAGUGAUUCGGAUGGUGGCAUCCUUCGAGCGGACCGGCAGCUUCAGCUCGAAUGACAGCUUUGAUGACAGUCCUGACAAAGAGAACGACUCGAUCAGAAGUGAAGAACCUGCUGGCGAGCCAUUGCUCCAAAUCCAAAGCUCCGUCGAGCAGCCGUCUGUGCCUGGUGACUUGCCGGAGAAACUCGCAGAAGACGGUGAGCCAAGCAUAGAGGCGCUUCUGAUGGCAUCCGGGUCUCAAGAGCUUGUCGAGGGCCCUUGGGGAGCCCGCGCGUGGGAAGAGCUCGAUCUCGAACCUGGAGUAACCGUAAAGCGGAUCUCGGACCUCGGGCCAUCGGACCAAGCGGAUGAGAUGCAGAGAACGGUUCUUGGUGUUAACAGAAGCGGCAGCCGGCGGGAUAAGGGAGAGAGGAGAGUAGUCACCGCCGUCUUUACCCCCGCCGAGUCUCACAAUACCCUCGAAAUAUGCGACAGCGCGGGGACGCUCGUGAUUGCGGAGGAUUGCACCGAACAUCCGCUGAUGGGCCCUCACACGGAAUCCCAGGCUUUCUAUGAUCAGGAGGAACGUCUUGAGAAUGAGCUCGCAGCUACUCGAGCCCUUCUCGAAACUUUCCGCUCGCGCCUUGAAGUUGUCGAACAGAAGGUGACCGAUCUGGAGUGUCUGGAAGAGGAGCGUGAACGCUCGCGUGCGAUGGAACCGUUGCCGAACGGCUGCGCUAUCACCUCAACGUCAGGGCUCCAGCAGGAACGCGACCAAGCACUUCUUGUAACAGCUCCCGAAUAUGAUUCGGCUACAACCCAGCGCUUGUUGCCAGCGAACCUACGAAGCCUCGAUCUCAUCCGCAGUGCAAUUUCUGGUCCCUCGGAUGCUACGCGUAACGACGACGACGAUGAGGAUGGUACCGACCCAUCUUCCCUCGUUGGUUUAUCGUCCUAUGUGCUACUGGUCGGCUUUGGUGUCUGCGCAGUUGUUCUUCGCGUGGUUUUCAGACGGAUUGCAGGCAGAAAUUCCUUGAGUGGAUGGAAGAAGUAG
This is a messenger RNA of Laetiporus sulphureus 93-53, 1923 nucleotides long. RefSeq lists its product as uncharacterized. The coding region runs from base 1 to 1923 and encodes 640 amino acids. The transcript is spliced from 2 exons. The record is from RefSeq and is a predicted model, not a curated record. NCBI's taxonomy places the organism in Eukaryota, Fungi, Basidiomycota, Agaricomycetes, Polyporales, Laetiporaceae.